Messenger RNA from Macrosiphum euphorbiae (potato aphid), 1716 nucleotides. NCBI's taxonomy places the organism in Eukaryota, Metazoa, Arthropoda, Insecta, Hemiptera, Aphididae. The record is from the annotation of a GenBank genome assembly.
AUGACCGUUUCCCGCGGAUUGCUGGCUCGCGCAGCCGUCGCCCUGUCUCCUGUUCUGCUGCUGCUGCUCCUGUUCCGCGGAACGACAGCGGCGGCGGUACAGGACUUGGUGUACGCCGACGAGGACUUGAUGAAAGCUUCGCCACUCACGGUGGCCCAAUGCCGUGCAGGAUGUUUGCACAAGUUGGUGCCCAGAGACGUCGAAGCCACGGAAUGUGAGAAGAAAUCGGACUGUUGGAAGUGUUGGAAGUAUUGUGAAGUACUGCAGACCGAAGGCAAGAACAUGAAGAACAUUUGCGAACACAACUGUGACGUGGGUUGCCAGGAAGCCUGUUCGUUCCAUGACUGGCACGGAGGGUCGCAACACAGCCCCGUGGUGGAGGCCCGAGGCGAACGGGCGCUGACCAUCGAAUCUGGUACGCUACGUUGGCCUCGGCCAGCUGACCUGCUAUCGCCGUCCGCUCAACGUCUCGUGUACGUGAUUAUGAGGCGCCGGGACCCGGGAACCAGACGCACGUGGUCCCAACUGGGUCAGACACCCGGGUACAAGGCGCGGCUGCCCAAAACGACUGCACCAUGGACGGUCCGCGUGCUCGCAGUCUCGGCAGAGGGUCUGGUGACCAUCUUCAGCCCGGCCCCGGUCACCGCCACGUCUGUCCCACGGGUUCCUGUUGAAUCCGUGGCCGCUAGGGCUGCGGCGUCCGCCGCCUCACCACAGCUGGAGCUCGCAGCCACCCCACCACCCACACUGUCAUCCCCCACAGCUGCUGCCGUUUUGCACGACCUCCGCGACGCCGACAUUAUCAUCAGGAGCCUUGGCCGAGACCAGAUUCUCGGUAUCCGGUUGCCGUUGGCCGCCAGGUCGGCGCCCCAGGAAGAGUCUCUCCGCCUCAUGGGCGAUGACGACCCAUCGGACACAACUGAAAUGUGGAACCUGCGCGAAGUGUCGAUGAUCCAUCAAAAGGUGUUGGUGAUCGCUGAGGUGGCGUGGGACGCCCGGCAAGUCCACCGUCCCGCUUACCUGGUCACGUGGGAGAUCGACGGCGGUGGCCUGAAAGGCAACCUGUUCACGGACACCACGUGCGUCACUCUGUCCCUGUGGCCAGACACCGCAUACCUCAUACAGGUGUCUCUGCUGGGUGGAGCCGACGAGUCCGUGAAAAUGUCCACCAGCCCAACGUUGCUACUGGACACCAGGAGCGCUGUGCACUCGACUGCCGCUGCGGUGGAAGUCACGACAGCAGUGGCGGCGGCAGCGGCGGUGGCGGAGAUGGCCGCUUCGGACCGUUGGAGCGACGACGGCGCUAACGAAGACGAAGACGAAGACGCUGCGGCCGUUGUGGCCGCCGCCGGGGUAGACACCGUGGCCGUGGUGGCCGGAGAGGAAGACGUGACGGCCGAGCUAUCGGCGCCCGUGGCAGUGGCCGCUGGACUGGGGCACGCCGAGUGGCAGCUGUUGGCCGCGGCUGGAGCCGGCGUGGCCGUGUUCAUGUUGCUGGCCCUCGUACUGGCCUACCGCAGCACCGGCGGUGCAUCGCCCUCGCUCCACAAGGUGGUCCGGCACGACGACGCCGAGUGUCCACCACUGUUGGACUACGCGCCCCGACCACUGGACUUUUCCAAAUACUUAGGCCGCUGUCGGAGGUCCCAUCAACUGCUCGACGAGGACGCCGCAUCGCAGCAAGAACAACCGUCCGUGACGCACGUCCGGCAUUAA